CCCAAAAACAUUCGACCACAGACGCAAUAAUACGGAAAAAAGCGACCAUAACAACGUCAAACAUGGAGCAGUUUCCUUGGAAGUCGGAAUCAGGGCAAAAUAUUCGAGGGAGACGAGCGUUCUUCUUUUUUGAACAGCUUACGAAAGAAAUAGAGCUUCUUGAAAAUGCACUCCAUAGGAAUUUAAAUUUUCAAACCAGCGGGCGGACGUUGAGUCGGAAAUCUUUGGACUCGUAUUUAAACGAAGUUCUUGAAUUGGAACAAGACGUUGGCUGCGUUUUGACCUGUUUGUUUGGCGAAGUGAGCGAGAAAGAAGAGUCAAAGGAAGUUUGCGUGUUAGUGGACAACGACGAGGUUGCAAUCACGGACAUUUUGCUCGGAUUUAUCGGCCCGAAAAAUCAUAAAUGGAUCGGAAGGCCUAAAAUACUUUUCCUGGUUCAUCAGCCCAAAACGCUAAGCCAUGAAAACAUUCCUCUAUUCAACCCUUUAAUGAGUAUUUCGGCAACAAACCAUAGUGGGUGGCUAGUCCUAGUUUUGAAAUCCAAUGAAAAUGUCCAGAACCUGAUCAAAAUAUUCCAAGGAAACGAAUUAAAACAGGGCAAAAGCCUGCAGGAACUCCUCUCGACUCUACUUGUAUUGAAGCCUGACGAUAAACCAUGUGAAGAUUUUCUAAACUCUACACUGCAAUAUCUGCUCAAUUUUCCAGAACAGCCUAGAUCUUUUGUCAAGCCUGACUUUUCCCGACUAAAUUCUGGAGCUCCUGCUCCCGUGCAAAAUCUAAGCUUUGAUGAGUUGCUGGAAGAAGCGAGAAAGUUCUUUCAAGAAAGCAGAGUUUUGCUCGUGAGUUCCGUGGCUGGUGCUGGAAAGACAACCGUUCUCAGAGAAGUCGCUUAUCAGCUUGGAAGGAACGAUUCCAAUUUGAAAAUUCUGCACGUCUCACUUCCAGAGCAUGCGGUUUGCUUUGUAGGAAGAAAGUUGAAUGAAGUAAAUUUCCUCGCGAAGAGCACGCACUUUUCUAGCGAGGAAGUGAAGAGUUGGAUCGACGGCAAACAGGCGUUGGUUCUUCUCGACGGAUUUGAUGAAAUCUGUCCAAACCACCGUGAAAAGGUUCUGAAUUUCGUGGAGACCUUGAAUAAGAAAGGCGUCCCCAUUUUGAUCGGAACGAGACCUCACGAGGCCGAUGCGAUCCUGGCGAAGAUAAACAAAGCGGCACUCGCUAAAAUCGAUCCGUUCAACAAAGAAAAGCAAAUCGAGCUCCUACAGAUGAUCAGCGAAAAAACUAAGCAAGAGUGCGAGCAGUUUUUGGACAUGUUUCCAAACAAGGACAUUCUGGAAAACCCUCUGCAUCUCUCCAUGUUAGCCGAGUGCGACGGUGAAGGAAAUUUAUACCAAGUCUAUGACAAAGUCGUCCGGAAAAAGUUGGAACUGUGCUUGGUGAGGAAAGGGUACGACCGCAACAACGCGAAUGUGUUCUCGGAACAAACGGAACUGGCCUUGAAAUCGAUUCGACUGAUUGCAUCACGCUUUCUGAGGAACAUCAGCCUCGUUGGCCCUGGCGUGACUGAAAAAGAUUUGGAGAGAAUGAACGAUUUUGGGGUUGCAAUCGUUGAGGAGGGAAAUGUCACAUUCUUGCAUCACACAUUCGCCGAAUUCCUCACCACGCAGCAGUUCAUUAGUGACGUUGAGGAAACUGGUGAAUCUGAAAUACAGAUGUUUGAAGUUGACCAGGACAGCAAAUUUAAGGAGUGCAGACGCACUCUGAAUUACUUUUACGAAACUCUGACGGACGAGGAAGAUAGAGGAUUGCAUUUGGAAUACUUCAACCUGCGGUUGGAAUUUCCCUUGCCAUUCUUCAAACGUGUUUUUUCAGAGAACCUGAAACAUGUUUUUGAUCUCUUGAAGCCGAAAAUUUCCUUCAAUAAUUCUAAAGACAUCAACCUGAAAUAUUUCAGACGAGAAUUAUUGAUAGAUUCAAUUCAGAGUGAAGAAAUCGCCGUUGAACUGCUCGAGAUGGGCGUGAUUGACCACGAGCAACAGUUGAUUGAAAUCUUACCUCCAUUGCUGAGCCAAGCAGCUAUACACAAUGCCACAGACCUUUUCAACAAGUUAAAAGAGAAGUUCUCUAGUUUGCCCGAUCUGAUCCGAUCAAGAAGCCAUGAAAUCGAUGCAGGGUUUUUUGCGGUGGCCAAAGGACACAGCAAAAUGCUGGACUUGCUUCUCGAGAACGGCAUUGAUAAAGAUUACCUGGUGCAACAGCGAAAUGUCCUUUUUGAGGCUUGUGCAAAGGGCAGUGUGGAGUGCGUAAAGGUUCUUUUCAAGCACGGAGCAAGAGAAGCACGGGACUUUUAUGAAAAUCACAUUGCUCUGAACGUGGCGGCAAAAUUUGGUAACCUGGAGCUCGUCACGUUCCUUCACGAGGAAACAAGUAAGGAAGGAGAUCAAGAUUCACUCGGUUGGAAUGCUUUACAUCAUGCUGUUUACCACGGACAUGAGAAAGUCGCUCAAUAUUUACUCUCACAUUACCCAGACUUCAAGGAUCGAAGCACAACUGACGGUGAAGACGUACUGAAUCUAGCAGUGCGAAGCGGAAGGUUGGAAAUGUGCCGUUUCCUUCUGGAAAACACGGGUUUCAACCUGAACUCUCUGACUUCCUGCAAGGGUGGGUCUUGGAGCAGGAAUCAGCUCGACUUCUUUCUGAUGCUGCAAGGAGACGCCAGGAAAAGGGACUCAACAGGCAAGACUAGUCUUCAUUGCGCCGCUGAGUAUGGUCAUUUGGAUCUGGUCCGCGAGUUGGUCGAAUCCGGUGCAGAAAUUGGGGCAACGGACGAAAAUGGGUGGAAUGCCGUUCACUUUUCGUGUUAUUGCACUGCAGAGAUCAGUGUAUUUGACAUCAUCAAGUACUUGCACGGUCAAAACAGUUCACUGGCCAAGGCACGAACAAACGACGGAAGAACAGCCUUGCAUAUUUUGAUGGGAAUGUGUCAGGGUGAUAAAAUUGACAAAGUUCAGUUUUUGGUAGAGGUCGGAGUGGACGUAAAAGCACUGGACGAGCGAGGAGAGACAGCUUUGCGGAUUGCUAUUGACAGAAAUCUAACAUCAUGUGUACGCUACUUGAUGACCAAAGACAUUGACCUUUCAAUCACAGUGCGGGGACUAUCAUGUCUGCACUACGCAGCACAAGAAGACGAUUUGGAUGCUCUGCGAAAGUGGGUCGAAGCGGGUGGAGAUUUGAACGUGAAAGACGAAAGUGAUGAUUCAACGGCACUGCAUUGGGCUUCAAAAUUAGGCCACUUGCGGUUUGUGCAGGAACUUCUGGCCCACGGAGCCGACUUGGAGGCUGUCAAGGACAAUGGCGAAACUGCACUCAUGCUUGCGUGCAGUAGUUUCCACAGCAAUGUAGAAACCAUCGAUUUCUUGCUGACCAAAAAUGCUGACGCCAAUGUAAAAGACAUCAAAGGGAUGACCGCCCUGAUCCACACGUCUCGCGAAGGAAAUUUAGAGGCGCUGCAAAAGCUGCUUCAACACGGCGCCGAUUUGACUUUGAAGGACGUUGAAGGUAAAAACGCCUUUCACCACGCCAUACGCCAUUUUGAACUAGUCUCGUUCCUGCUCGACCAAAACGGAGACCUGGCGACGGAACAGACUAAUGACGGAAGCACGGCAUUGCACCUGGCCUUGAAAACCGGCGAUGAAAGAGUACUUCAAUGGAUCGUCACAAAGAACAUUGACAUAGAUGCCAGCAAUGACGAAGGAGAAACAGUACUGAUUCUUGCUUGCCAGAGGAAGAAAUGGACCAGCGUCGAUAUGUUGCUUGCCAAAAACCCUGACGUCAACAGAAGAGACAAAAGAGGGCGGACUCCUCUGUUCUAUGCUGGCAACGCCGGAAACAGGGAGGUGGUGCUAAAGCUGCUCGACCAUGGCGCUAACCCUGCUUUGACGGAUGAUGAAGGACGUAACGUACUACAUCAUGCUUCCAUGGGAUUAGUGUUGAUCUUACACGAGCGAAACCAGGAUCUAAUUCACAAAAUGGACUCUUCUGGAAAUACUCCACUGCACAACCUGGCCUACAGUAGAAUUGAUGAUUUCUCAACCCUGGAGAGUCUCACUGCUGAUUUCAAUGGAUGCAACCGCGAUGGAAAAACGGCAUUGAUGCUGGCAUGCAUGAAGGGAAAUGUAGAAUACGUCAGAUUUCUGCUUUCCAAAGGUGUCGAUGUCAACAAAAAAGAUUUGAAGAAGAAGCGGACUGCUUUGCACCACGCUGUCGUCACAGGAGACAAGAAAACAGUGCAGCUUUUGAUCGAAAAUGGCGCUGAUACGACUGCAAUAGAUGACGAAGGGCAAAACUUGCUGCACCUCGCCAUCCCGAAUUUCGAAUUGGUUUCGCUCCUGCUGGAGCAAAACAAAGACCUGGCCAAAGGGAAAACAGCAAGCGGAUGCACUGCUUUACACCUGGCCUUGAAGGUGAGGCGUGAUAAUUACGACGACAGAGUUGUUUCCUUGCUUUUGGACGAAACAGCCGUCGAUUUGGACGCUGGAGAUGACAACGGAAAAACCGCACUGAUUCUGGCCUGCGAAAAACGCAAUUGGAGCAUAGCCGAUGUUCUCUUGGCGAAAAAGGUAGACGUCAACAAACAAGACUCUCAAGGCACUUCCGCCUUACACGAAUGUGUCAUUGCUGAAAAUUACGGGGCAUUGCAACAACUGCUGGAACAUGGCGGCGAUUUGACUCUGAAGGACAAUGAGGGCAAAAACCUUUUGCAUUACGCUGUGAUUCACUCAGAUUUAAAAAUGAUAUCAUUCUUGCACAGGCUUGACAGCAAUCUGGUGAACGAAGUAACUGCGGACAACAGCACCGCGCUCCAUUUUGUCUUGGACAAAGACGAUGAAUGCCUGAUCGACGAAGACACGGUUUCUUGGCUAUUGACGCGAACAAAAGUGAAUGCCAGUAGAAUCGAUGGGAAGACCGCACUCAUGUUGAUCUGUCCUCGAUCUCUAGAUUUGGACGUGGUUGAUUUAUUGCUGACCGCAGAGGCGGACUGCAACAAGCAAGACCUGAAAGGUCGAACCGCCCUGCACCACGCUGUUGCCGGUUAUGAAAACAUGAAGAUGGUUCAGAGGUUGCUUGAACACGGAGCCGACCUGACUUUGCUGGACGACGAAGGGAAGAACGCAUUGCACCACGCUCUCGGGCGCGAUUUCAAGAUGGUCCUCUUCCUGCACGACAUAAAUAGAAAUUUGGCGAAGCAGAUUACCAAAAACGGAAGCACGUCGCUGCAUCUGGCUUCGGUUGAAUAUGCUGCUGACCGUGAUUUGCUGCCUUGGCUCUUGGACGAAAUCGAUGCCGAUUUGAUACACGUGAAAGAUUUCGAUGGGAAAACAGCGCUGAUCGUUGCUUGUGAAAACCGUUGCUGGAAAAAUGUUAAUUUUUUGUUGACCAGAAACGUUGAUGUUACUGCACGGGAUAAUAACGGUAGGAGCGCUUUGGACAUUGUAGAAAACACAACAAUUGACGGAUUUACAAAAGAAGAAGGCUUGAAAGCGAGGCAACUGUUGAGAAAACUUCAAACCGCGAUUAACUCUCAGUAAAAUGAAUUUAGCUCAUCUUCAAUAAUUUCAUUGUAAUUCAAGAU
Messenger RNA from Cloeon dipterum, 5629 nucleotides. RefSeq lists its product as uncharacterized. The record is from RefSeq and is a predicted model, not a curated record. The transcript is spliced from 4 exons. Bases 63 to 5585 code for a protein of 1840 amino acids. Gene Ontology annotation, molecular function: protein binding. NCBI's taxonomy places the organism in Eukaryota, Metazoa, Arthropoda, Insecta, Ephemeroptera, Baetidae.